Molecule: messenger RNA, 2282 nt
Organism: Armigeres subalbatus
Lineage: Eukaryota; Metazoa; Arthropoda; Insecta; Diptera; Culicidae
Product: smoothelin-like protein 1
Exons: 6
Coding region: 167-658 (163 amino acids)
Biological process (GO): actin cytoskeleton organization
Cellular component (GO): filamentous actin; microtubule organizing center
Molecular function (GO): protein binding
Source: RefSeq, a predicted model, not a curated record
UUCAACGCGAGCGGCAACAACUCCAGCAGCAAAAGAGCAACGACUCCAGCGCAAGCGGCAUCCACGAAACAACCACUACGUCAUCCUCCAAGGUUCAGUCCCAAGAUGGCGGCAUGGUAACCACCCGAACGACAGUGACAACCAAAACGGUUGGCCCAGCGAAACCAUGUCCGCGAUGGCAAAAUUCCGACAACUUGAUAAACAAAAUUCCAUCACAUCACAAUCACCCCCAAAUUCCCCCCGAACACCGUCAACCCCAUCGACACCGGGUGCCACCGCUGGGCCUAUGUUUCAAUUCACUGAUCCGUCACUGAACCGCCGUGCAGCCACUGUCAAGGACCAACUGUUGCAGUGGUGCCAGAUGAAGACAAGGGGAUACGAGAACGUUAAGAUAGACAACUUCUCCACCAGCUGGUCAGAUGGAAUGGCAUUUUGUGCGCUGAUUCACCAUUUCCUUCCAGACGCUUUUGAUUUUACCAAAUUAACACCGCAACAACGACGUCAUAAUUUCACACUCGCCUUCCGAGUGGCUGACGAAAAAGCCGGGAUUGCGCCACUGUUGGAUGUUGAAGAUAUGGUUGUAAUGCGAAAGCCUGAUUGGAAAUGUGUUUUUACAUACGUACAAUCGAUUUACCGACGUUUCAAAAAUGAGGAUUGAAACCAGGGGAGGGGACUCGAACCCCACUAUUCCCACUUUAUCCACCGCCAGCAUCAGUUAUUAAAUACGAAAGCUGUAGUGUCAAUUAGUUGAGUUAGAAAACUCGCUGCGUCGUAGUUUUGAAUUCCUCGUCCCACUGUUCGUUUUCGAAAAAUAUAAAAGUCAAUUAGUUGAAAGUAGAAACAAACCAGAUUUCAUCAAAAAGGUAUACCUCCUGCCCCUCCCCUAGUUUUUAAUCCGUCAUGUUGUUACAAUGUUAAUUUGAGAAAAUUACUCAUCGAAAAACUGCUUCAGAAAGCUUCUAACAGUAAAAUUGUUUUAUUUUUAAUUUAUUUGUUUUUAAUAUUAUUUGACUAUUUAUGUUUAUGGAUUUAUUCGCUCUCGCAGCUAAAAGUAUAGGAUUAGGACCAUCGUAAGCAGUUAAGGAGUAACAUUGGAUAAGCGCGUAUUAGUAAAACACCAACAGAGCAAGUUGCACCAUAGUGAAGAUUCCAUCUGGCAGAGAUAGUUUUUUAAUGUAACUUUAGGAGAAAUACGAGCGAAAGCUGCCUCUUAAGGAAAGUUUUGUCCGAUAAAACCGCCAACCAAGAGAGAGACUCGAAAAGAUUGUGAUUGUGAUCCGUCGUCAGUAAGGAAUUUAUGUUUUUUUUGUUAAAUAGAAAUAUAUCAAUACUAGAGAUAGUAGCCGCCCAUAUAAACAUAAAAUCAGAGCAACAAGUUUUCUUCAGAUAGAUAGAGACAACGAAAAUAGAGUGGUUCCUUGUUCUUCUGCGUCGCAUGGGAAACAUUUGCUUUUGUUCUUGCAACCUUUCUUAUUUUUUCAUUGAGCUAGAAAAAUACUAGUUAUAGGUUAGAUGCAAAACAGCGAAACGCACAUACACACAAACACACGGAAAACCAACAACUCCAACAAUUGAGCAGCAAACAAUCGCACUCAUACACUCUGAAGAAUAAAUCAGAUGCAGAACUAUGUUGGGUUGAUCCCAUUCAAAUUAAACACUCAUACGCACAUACACACACCCUGCUAGAACUCUUCGUUCGGUGUUGGUUAAAUCUGUAACCUUUGCUUAGUACUCCUUAAAAGUAACAAAAGAAAUAGCAGUCAUCUUGUAGCAUCAACAGGGAAAGAGACAAAUGUUUGUUAGAAACAGAUUGAAUGUAAAGAAUUAAUGUGUAGUAGUUAGAACCCUUUGUUAUAUAUAUUUUUGAUACACACAACAAAUGGAGAAAAUUAUAGCUAUAACAGGGUGGAGACGAAAAGAUUUAUAUCCAUCACAGAUGUUUAGAAAAGGAAUGGAACAAAAGAGAGGUGUACAUCACUUACGAUCUCCUUAAACAAUGGAAUCCCUCGAAACUUAUUCACACACCUAAAAAAUGGCAAUAAACAACCCUAUGAUAAUUUACCUUAGAGCUGUUAAACCACAGCAAUCGAAUUGCUUUUACUCAUAUAACAACACCUGCAGAAUAGUUUUAAAUGAGUUUUUUAUUGGUCUGAUAGAGUUGCGCUGAUAAAUUGCAACCCGUCUCUUGACCGGAAUGCAAGGAAGAAAAGUGUAACAUCCUAAAUAGUGCAUAACAUCAUGAAAAUAAACGCUUGUACUAUGCAGCAAAAAUUAAUAAUCAA